CAAAAGCCCUUCCCAAUGGUCGACAUUCACUAAAAUCCCCUUCAUGUCGUUCCCAUUGUCUGUUUUACGACUUGAGAAAUUGCUCACUUGUGCAAUAUGCGACAGUCCAUUGCAAGCUCCACGUCGGAUAAAUCCUUGUGGACAUCUUUUCUGCCUUGAUUGUUUAGAGGAAAAACUCCAGACGGAAGAUCGUUGUCCAACGUGUGGUUAUUCGGUCACAGCGGAAGAUAUCACAGAAGACCGCGUCCACCAGGACAUGGUGCGGUACCUGGGCAAGCUUAAGGAAACUUUGAUUGGAACGUCGCUGACUCCUUUCACUGCAAGCCUGGGGGCAAUGAAUACGUUUGACAGCUCACGGACGAAAAGAAAAGGCGUCGAUUAAUCGUAAACACUUUAAAUCAGUUUUAAGGAUUUCUCCUGCGAACUGAAGUCGUCCCAAUAUCCGCCAUGCCGCUUUGAACAUCACCGAACCAGCAACAACAGAGUUCCGCCAUUAUACCAACACCCACCGUUCCAUGCUGAAGAAUUUCAGUUUUUCAUCAGCACUUUACCUCAAUAAUACUAUUGUGCUUUUAUGGGUACGUCUUGAAGGUACAUGUCGUAUUUUCGAUCGGAUUCUGCCGGAAACAGAAAGGCUGAUGUAUUCAUGGGAAAUACCAACUCUGUCACGGCAAAUGGGUUUAAUCCUUAUCCCAAUAUCACGCACACUACCCGUAUUACAUGCCAAUACCGUUUUUAAAUAAAUACAAAACUUUUUUUUUC
This is a messenger RNA of Radiomyces spectabilis, 762 nucleotides long. RefSeq lists its product as uncharacterized. Gene Ontology annotation, molecular function: single-stranded DNA binding; ubiquitin protein ligase activity. Gene Ontology annotation, biological process: protein monoubiquitination; DNA damage tolerance. Gene Ontology annotation, cellular component: nucleus; Rad6-Rad18 complex. The coding region runs from base 44 to 382 and encodes 112 amino acids. The transcript has 3 exons. The record is from RefSeq and is a predicted model, not a curated record. NCBI's taxonomy places the organism in Eukaryota, Fungi, Mucoromycota, Mucoromycetes, Mucorales, Radiomycetaceae.